This is a messenger RNA of Menidia menidia (Atlantic silverside), 1426 nucleotides long. The record is from the annotation of a GenBank genome assembly. NCBI's taxonomy places the organism in Eukaryota, Metazoa, Chordata, Actinopteri, Atheriniformes, Atherinopsidae.
CUGGAGGACUUUGAGAGGAGCUCUUCCUGUUACUAUGGCAAAGGAUCAACCUGCAUCAAGGAAAAAAGAAUGAGAUCCUCUGGAGUUCAGAUUGCCUGUGUGGCUUUGGGAGUCUGCGGACUGGUCGGGGUCAUCGUGUGCUGCGCUAUUCCUCGAUGGAAGGUGUCAGCCUUCAUCGGAUCCAACAUCGUGACUGCACAGACCAGCAUGGAGGGCCUGUGGAUGGAGUGCGUGGUGCAGAGCACGGGCCAGCAGCAGUGCAAGAACUACGACUCCCUGCUGGUGCUGCCCUCCGACCUGCAGGCCGCCCGGGCCAUGACCAUCAUCAGCUGCAUGCUCGGCUGCAUCAGCCUGCUGGUGCUCUUCUGCGGCGCCGACUUCACCACCUGCGUGGAGAACCAGGACGCCAAGCCCAAGAUCAGCCUGGUGGCCGGGGUGGGGCUGCUGCUGGCCGGCCUGCUGGCCCUCGUCCCGGUCAGCUGGGCCGCCCACAACGUGGUGAGGGGCUUCAACGACCCGCUGACGGUGGCCUCCCAGAAGAGGGAGCUGGGGGCGUGCAUCUACAUCGGCUGGGCGUCCGGCGUGAUCCUGCUUCUGUGCGGAGGUCUGCUGUGCUUCUUCAGCAGGGUUAGGUCCAGCAGCCCGGGAGGAACCGCCAAGUACUACAGCAACGGGGCAUCCGCCCCCAACAAGAAUUACGUGUAGAGGCUGUCCGAAAUAACGAGAGGAACCGAGAGUUUGUUUGGAGAGAGACUGGGAAGCAGCAAUUGCAAAUGACACCAGUUAUUGGUUUGAAAAUAAGGGGAUUGUGUAAAUAUCUGAUACUCUUAAAAACAGGACUUUUUUCUAUUUGAAGCUACGCAGGUGAUGUUUUCCUUUAGGUUGCUGGGUAGUAAAUGGCUGUAAAUUACCAUUAACAUUUGGGGGGAUUAGUGUGGGUUACUUCUUUAAGAGAAACGGCAUUGUGUUUCUGAAAGAGUGAAGUGAGAUUCUCCUUAUUUUUACUGUUUCAUAAGUAAAAAAAAGACUGUAAAACUUGAAGACUGUAAAAUUGAGAGAUGGGUAUUUGUAAGCAGAUAGUGCCACAAUAACCUCACUUUGAUGCACUAAUUACUCCCAUUUCACAAAUAUUUAGCAUGAUUAAUCUCUUGUCCAUUUCUGUCUAAGCUUUAUUUUGUGAGCAGACAAAGCUAAAAAAAUCAUCUCAAACCGAACGCACCUCAAAAGGCCUCAGGGAGUAUUUGUGUGCAGAUGUUUCUCAGAUGAUGCGUUUCAUUGGCAUUUACACUGUAUUCCACAUAAAUGUUUAAAACAUUUGCCUUUUAUUUGAUUCUGUUUCUAACUUUGUAUUAUUAUAAGUUCAAAAAUUGAUUAAAAAUGGGCAAAAUCCAAAUGUGUAUUUCAUGUUUUGUGAAAAAAGGCCACA